CUCUGCAGUUUUUGCUCAUGUUGCAUCUUGUUCUGUUUUCUUUGAAUAAAGAGCUAAUCUUUCCACAUAAUAGCCUUUCAAUCUUGAUCUGUUUACAACAGGAUCCAUCCUGUUACCCCAGGGGUUUUGAAUGAAUCAGAUGAGAUAAUGUAUAUGAAAGUGUUCUGAAACAUAUAAAGCACUGUGAUCAAUUUAGUGAUCAGCCAUAAUUCUAAAGGACCAGUGAUGAAACAUGCUUCUCACCUCCUACUAGGGAGGUGAUGGGCUCAGUAUAGAAUGAGACAGUUAAUGUGGCAAUUCUGUUUUGCUUGACUAUAGUUGUUAGAACAGUUUUGUUUUUCUUUUUCAAUGGUGGUCAGGGGGAGAGAUUGGAGGGAGAAGGAGGCUAGAGAUUAGAUUCUUUUCAUUCUCCCCUUAAUCCUCCUUGCCCAUGUACCCCCAAAAAAGAAUAAAAGGAAGGCAAGAAGGAAUCAUAGACAAUCAGGAUAGCUUUAAAAGUUACAUGUUGAAUUUAUUUAAAAAUUAAAAAGUUCCACAUCAAAGAGAUUAAAUUCAUUUUUGUGUGUAUGAUCCUCCCCUCCUGUUCUAUAGUAAUGGAAGUGCUCAUUUUAGUUGGUUUUGUCAAAUUCAGAAUAAAAAAAAAAGACGAAAGUAUUUUUAUAAAGUAUAAAACAAGUAUCCUAUAAAUGCAGAGAAUUAUGCUCCCAGCUAUAUUUAGAGGUAUCCUGGAACUCAGGGGACAAAUUGGGAAAGCCUUGGCUUCUGUAUAUGCUUAGAAAAGAUGAAAACCUUCCUUUUCCUGGCCUCUGGAUACUACUGCCUGGCAUGAGAGGCAUUCUUCAGACUUCUCUUUGUUGUAGGCAUCGCCAACUGGGAAUCCCACCGUGGCAAUGUGAAGGAGAUUAUGUUGCAGCUAUCAGAGUCUCAGGAGGAUAGCCGGUCACUCAUGGCUUUGGUGGACCCAUCCCAGUGUGGACUGAGUAAUAGAGUGAUUCAGGACAUUCGAAACUGCAAAGCCAUCCAGAGAUUGGUUUUUGUCUCCUGCAGGCCUUAUGGGAAAUCCAUUGAAAACAUCAUUGAGUUGUGCCGGCCCCCAAACCCUGAUGGGAACCUCCUUGGUGAGCCUUUUGUUCUGAAACAAGCUGUACCAGUGGACAUGUUCCCCCAUUCCUACCAAUGUGAGUUGGUGAUGCUCUUCACCCGGUGAUUAGCCCUAGAAGACCACAGACUGUCUUUUAAGGACUGAAUAUCAGGAUAUAAUAGACAAGAGUAUUCGCUUUUUUGUCUGCGCUGAGCCUGGAUAUAUCUUGAGAAGACAGAUGUUGGUUCCUUCUCUAAGAAGAAAAGAUAUAAAAGGCUUCCUAACUGAGGUAGACCUUUUCUAUCUUGCCUCUGGUGCACUGAUGAUGGCAUAAUUAUUUUUGUAUCUCUCCUCUAUCCUUACCUUGUGUCUAGCACAGUGCUUAUGUACAUAGUAGACCCCUAAUAAAUGGUUAAGUCAAUAAA
Messenger RNA from Antechinus flavipes (yellow-footed antechinus), 1506 nucleotides. RefSeq names its product tRNA (uracil-5-)-methyltransferase homolog B-like. Lineage: Eukaryota; Metazoa; Chordata; Mammalia; Dasyuromorphia; Dasyuridae. The record is from RefSeq and is a predicted model, not a curated record. The transcript has 3 exons. Bases 905 to 1207 code for a protein of 100 amino acids.